This is a messenger RNA of Rubroshorea leprosula, 819 nucleotides long. NCBI's taxonomy places the organism in Eukaryota, Viridiplantae, Streptophyta, Magnoliopsida, Malvales, Dipterocarpaceae. The record is from the annotation of a GenBank genome assembly.
AAAUUUUUUUCAGACUUAAAAGGCAAAAUCUCUUUCUUGCCCCUUUCUCCUUCUCUCUCGUCACGAUCGACGAUAACUUUCCAUUUCUCCUCGUCUCACCGGUCAUUGCCAUAGCCGGUGUUACUCCGUCAUGUCAAUCCUUUGGCUCACUUUUAUUGUCUUGAGAUUACUAGGAUUUAUUUUGUUUAUUUUGUUUAGGAAAGGAAGAUAAGGGUUUGAUUGUUUUUGUUGGUUAAAUUCUAUAGGGUGUAGUAGUCAUGCAUGAUCUCUGAAUGUCUAAGCAGCUUUGUCAAAAGGCAUCACAUUUAUUGUAAGCAUGAAAUUUUACCACAUGAUGACUUCAUUGCUUCUCUUCAGUCGAGAGAAGCUUUGAAACCUUAACAAUUUCCCUUUCCUUUUUCUAUCCAACCAAAAGAAAUGAAAGGCGAUUUGGGGAACUUUGCAGCGGCAGUAAAAUUGGAAGAAAUGAAGAAAUGUUUGUUCAACUCUUGCGUUUGUGGGUCGAACCAGAAAGGGAGAAUAACCAAAGGAGCAGCUGCACGUCAGUGGGAGAAUUUGAAGAAAUCCGAGGGAUUCUUCCAAGAAUGGUAUUGGGCUUUGUUAGGUAAGUAUAGGUUAUGGCUUUGGUAGCUGUGAUUGAAUUUAAAAUGAUAUUUGUCCGGUUAAAUAUGAUCCUAAACUAAAGCUAAUGCAAGAAAUGGGCUUAAUAAAGAAGAAUGAUUAACAUGGAAUUGAAAUUAUGAAUUAGUUCAUGGUUAGCUGUUGUGUCCGAGCCAUAUUUGAUUUGUUAUGUUCAUGAAAUAAACUUGAAGUUCGAAG